Sarcophilus harrisii (Tasmanian devil) is the source of this 5489-nucleotide messenger RNA. It is a transcript of the gene OMP, whose product is annotated as olfactory marker protein. The transcript has a single exon. Gene Ontology annotation, cellular component: nucleus; cytosol; neuronal cell body. The coding region runs from base 1038 to 1529 and encodes 163 amino acids. NCBI's taxonomy places the organism in Eukaryota, Metazoa, Chordata, Mammalia, Dasyuromorphia, Dasyuridae. The record is from RefSeq and is a predicted model, not a curated record. Gene Ontology annotation, biological process: sensory perception of smell; signal transduction.
CCCUCCCUUAAGAUCUCUUUGGGAUAUAAAUCCAGUAGAAAUACUUCUGGAUCAGAGAGUAUUUGCAUGUAUUUUGGGGAAAAACAACUAUUAUCAUAAAAAUUAUGAUUCUAGAAGGAAUCUAUAGAUUUCAUCAAACUACCAGAAGUAUCUAUGAUGCCCCAAAUUCUUAGAAUCUCCAGACUAGGUAAUCUCUGUGGUCCCUUGCAACUCUAAAUCUAUGACCCUAAGUCAUUGGCCCUAAAAUUAUAAGUUGAAUUUAAGCUUCACAAUUUGUGAGUCUGUGAAAACAUUUCAUAUGAUGUUUUCCCCACUAGAAUGUUCUCCCCCCAUCCCAUUUCCCAGCUGUUAUGAAGGGCCUUAGGACACUUGUCUCAAUAAUUAUGAUGAUGAUAACAAUAUCUUUUACACAAAUGAUUUUAAAUAUAUAAUUUUACUUGAUUCUCCCAAUGACCUUGUGAGGGAGAUAGUUUAUUCAACAUUUAGAUCAAGUAUCAUUAUUAUUAUUCCUAUUUUAUAAACGAGAAAACAGAUUCAGAUAGAUUAUGUGAUUUGCCCAAGAUUGCCUUCUUGGUAAAUGUCAUGAAUAGGAUUAAAACUCAGGUCUCCAGACUGCAAGUUCAGGACUCUGCUAGUUUACGUUGCCUUGUUUUAAACAUAAACAAGCCCCAUAUCUUGAUUGUCUCUAUGUUGGUUGUCAGAACAGUUUCCUGGCAACUGACAUCAGCAUCUUCUUCCCUGUGGGUUACCCUGCCUGCUCGUCCUGCAAAUAAGAACCAAGAAAGCUUUUCUUUGGCCUCUGGGGAGGCUCUGCAUCAGGCCCUGGGAGUCCCUGACUUGUACUGGUAGGGAAAGUUGGAAGGAGGAGCUAGAGCUGGGGAAAGGGGCGGGAACAAGUAGGUUGGAUGAAAACAGGUGAGGGAGGGAGGAGGUGGAAUCGGCAGAAGUAUAGGUUGGAUGCCUCCUUCUUGCAGCCCCAGUAACUCCAAGACACUCAUCAGGGUAGCAGGUCUUGUGUGAGGAGCUGAGCAGGGGCCAUGGCUGCUGAGGAGGCCGACAAGCCACAGCUGGAAAUGCCACUGGUCCUUGAUGAGAACUUGACCAAGCAGAUGAGGAUACGUGUGGACACUCUGAAGAAGAAUAACGAGAAGCGCCAGGAUGGGGAGAAGCUGCUGCGACCAGCAGAGUAUGUGUACCGCCUGGAUUUCAUCCAGCAGCAGAAACUACAGUUUGAGCGCUGGAACAUUAUGCUGGACAAGGCCGGCAAGGUGACCAUCACGGGCACAUCCCAGCAUUGGACACCCGAUCUCACCAACCUCAUGACCCGGCAGCUUCUGGACCCAGCGGCCAUCUUCUGGAGAAAGGAAGACUCUGAUGCUAUGGAUUGGAACGAGGCAGAUGCCCAGGAGUUUGGGGAGAGGCUGUCCGAGCUGGCCAAGAUCCGAAAAGUGAUGUACUUCCUGAUCACUUUUGGCGAGGGCCUUGAGCCUGCCAACCUUAAGUCUUCAGUGAUUUUUAAUCAGCUUUGAUAUUGAACCUGGUUGCCCACUUCAACCUUUGCCCCCAUCCUUAUCAAGGAUCAGGGUGUCUUUUCUCCAUUCACCCCUCUAUUAUUUUCUUCUGGGACUUGCUUUUUCUCUCCUCUUCCCUCUCCCCCUCUUUAAAAAAAUCUAAACACUCCACAAAUUUUCCUGGAUGAAAACAUCUUCCCUUCCCCUCCUCUAGGCUUUCAUUUUUCUUUCCUAAUAUUUGCUUGUCUCACCUUUGUACCUCCUAAGUUUUAAAACUGUAUCUUUCUUUCCAUUUUAUUGUCUUAAUCUUGAUCAGGAAAACUAUUCCAUUUCCAGCUGUAGCAUUGAUUUCUCUUACCAUCCGUUCCUUUUUUUACCCAACUCCCUGGACUUUUAGACCUGAGUGUUCCUAGCAAUCCCCCAGCCUUUUUGAUCUGAUCAAGCCUCUUUCCUUCAGUCCUACUUCCCUGAAUUUUGGGGAAAAGAUUAUUUAUCCUCACAUACACUGUCAUAUUCUUUUGCCUAGUGUUUGUUUCCAUCAUACCCUCCCCACUAUCAUCCUUUUCCUUCCCUACACGGCCCUUUUCAUGCAGCAUCAGUGUAUCUCACCCCUGCCUUCUGUUUUUUGGUGUCUGCCCUCUUUCUCCACUAUUUCCCUCCCAGUAAUAUUGCUGGUUACUGAAUACCCUGUUUCUGGGGGGCAAUGACAACAUAGUUGCUGUGUCUGGUCUGAGCUUGUGGGUGUGUCCAGCAGCUUUGGAGAAACAAUUCACUUUUCUUUCUGACUUCUUCUCUACUCUGGAACAGAAACCAUAACUGACAUUUUUGGCUAUGCAAGGUGGGGACAACUUUCUGCUAGCCUAGGGUAUAGUAUUGCACACACACUAUUUGCAGGAUCAAUGAAUUAGGGAUGGAUGCAGUUAAAUGUUGGGCCAGCAAGAACUUUGAAAGGUUGGCUGGGGGUGGGGGGGGGAGACAAUGAGAGAGAUCAACUUAUGCUGAGCAUAUUGUGAUGGCUGAAGACCUGCCAUUCCUUCUUCAUGUAGGAUAAGAGAGAGCUAUCCCGAAGAAGGAGACAUUUAAAUCUCUUAUUUUUUAUCUAGCGUUUUUACAUAAAAUUAUAAGUGAAUCUGAAGACAGAUUUCUUUUAGUGAAUAUCCAACUUUUUGCAUUGCUAAGGGAUCUUAAUUCCUCUCUUUGGGCUGUCCUAAGGUCCCUAGCCUCACAGUACAUGAGCUGACAUAUGGGCUGUCCCUGACAGCAAGGCAUGAAAGGAAAAUAUUCACUUGAGACAUGUCCCUUUCAUCUAAAAAUUUCCCUUAGAGAGAACCUAGCUCUUUCAGGCUAAAUACAGUAGCUUAGGGGAAGAAGGCAUGGAGCAUUUAAUGUUGGAGCUGAACCCAAGAGUAGAGAUUACAAGGGAAAGCAAUCUAGUUCCGUUAGGUUCUUUUAAAAAAAGAAAGAAAGAAAUGAACAUAUAUAUUCAAAAAAAGAAAGAAAGAAAUGAACAUAUAUAUUCAUAUAGAUAUAAUUCUCUAUAUACUACAAAACAUUGAAUCUGCAUAUAUAUAUAUAUAAAAUGUAUAUUUUGCAUAGCAAAAAUGUAUACAUAGCUUGAGUGAUCUUUUAAGAGACAAGGUACUUCUAUAGACAACUUUAGGAAUUUGCUUCUCAGAUGCAAGAUAUGAUGAUUCUCAGUAGAUUUCUGAUUCUGCAAAGUUCAUAUAAAAAGACUUGCUCAUCAUUUCCAGCAGAAGGAGAGGACAAGGUGUUUGAUGAAGAUUUCUAUCCUCAAGAAAGCUCAAAGAUGGGAAUGGGGAGGGCUGAAGGGUCCAGUUGUUUGGGGGCAAGAGGAGUAGCACUAGCAGAAUUCCAGCAGAGGACAAUGUGGAUUCUUUGGACUUUCCCUAUAAGUGACAUUUAUUGUAGAGAUAGCCUUUUCCAGGACUCUAGUCCUUGAGGAUGGCUGUUUUGGACUGAUCACUCUGGAGUGCUCACCACCCAUAUCCAUUUGGCUAUUUAACACUUAAAGAAGUUUUAUUGAUAUCUUUUGUCUUUACCUCAUAUUCAUUUCCUACCUGCUCCCCUUUUCCCCUCAGAUUGAACCCUUCCUUUCAGCAAAGAGAACAAUAUCUGAUACAAUGACUGUAUCUGUAUCUGAUCAUGUAUUCAAUGUUUUCUUCUAGUUGUGUCUCUUUGUCUUUGCUGGAAUGGGAGAGCUGUAGUUAAUUAUCUGUUCUCUGGGACUUUGGUUUUUUGGUUACUCAGAGUUUAACUUUCUUUUUGUGAUGUCUUCAUUACAUAUAUUGUUUUUUGGGUUCUGGUUAUUUUACUUUGCCUUUGUGGCAAAAAGUUUUUCUAUAUUUCUCCAAAUUCUGUCCUGGAAUUAGAAGGAGACAAAUGUUGUCUGGUUAAUAGGAUAUGUGUUACACAACUGCAAGUAUAUAUAUGAGGCAGCAACAUGGUUUAGUGUGGAAAAUGUCCUGAACUGAGGGAAUCGGGAUAUUGAAAUGAUAGUGUCAUUUUUGCCAUCAGCUCACUGUAUGACUUUGGGAAGAGUCAUUUUCCCUUUCAUGAUUUUGAUUUCCACUUUUGAAAAAUGAGGGUGUUAGAGUAGAUGUCUCUGUGAAUUUUUCUAAUUUAACAUCACUUUAUGAUUCCAUUAUUUGAUUGUAUGAUUAUAUGUCUGCGGGCUAGUACUGAUCACAGUUUAACAGAACUAAAUAUUUAGUAUUUUCUACAUAAAUCUUGGCCUUAGCUCUGGACAGACAAAAAUGAAAAAUUGACAUGUUCACUGACCCUAAGGAACUUACUAAGGAGUUUAGUAGACAAAUGUUAGAAUCGAAUGGUUCUCCUAGUUCAGCCUCCUCAUUUUACAGGAUUAGGAAACUGGGCUUCAGAGAGGUAGAUUUAUUUUCUCUAACUCACACAGCAAAUGCAUGGUAGAGCUAUGAUUAUAAUCCCACAUUCCCUGACUUCUAGUCUAAUGCUCUUUUUUACUAUACCAUGUCAUUAGGCAGCAAAUAAACUAAAAUCUAUAUACAUCUAUCUACCUGGAGUACAUUUAAUUUCAUGCUUCCUUUUCUGAGUCAUCAUGGAAAGUAAACUGUUAUUGUUACCUGGAUCUCAAAGCUAACUAUAAAAAUCUCCCUUUCAUUAGAGGGAAGGUAUUUUAUUUCUUAGAUAUAUUUUUAAAAAUAAAAGCAACAAUAGAAGCAACAAACCAAAUCAGAGGUCUAAUUGUGACUUCCAGGGUUCAAUAACAGACAAAUAAGAGUUUCUCUAUGCUGUAGUUUACUUUGACCUAAGUAAUGUCAACCAUUAGCUCUAUCAUUGUUAAGACUGAUAUUAUUUUCCAAAUUGUGUCUUAUUAUCACAGUGCUUGCCAUGCAGCAGGAAUUUAUAAUCAAUACUUUAUUUAUCUUUUGAUCCUCACUACAAACCUGUAAGAUAGGGAAAGGCAAUGAUUUUUUUUCCCCUACUCAUUAUAAAUGAGGAAAAACAGAUGGGAACCCUAGAUAGAAAGUGAUUUGCUCCAACUCCUACAACGUUAGUGGCACAAUUGGGACCAUAACCCCCAUCUCCCAAUCCCUCUAUUAAAUUGCCUUAGGGCUAAUUAGUUCUCUCAAAAUGGGCAAGUCACUCAACCCUUGAACCUCACUGUUGGCAUCUAUAUAAUGCAUUACCUUCCUUCAAGAAGUGUUGUACAAUGGGAUAAGUAAUGUUUUUUAAAUAGAAAUCACCCCCAAAAUAUGAAUUGUUAUCAUUAUUAUGAGCUUCGUGUGAAUAAUUUAAGUAAGACUCUUUGGUUUUGGAACCUCCACUAAGAUUAGCAAGGUGUAGAUGUGGUGUGGGGUGUCACUGUGGCUGACAACUACUUCAUCUUUAUACUUCUGCCUAUCUAACCUCUCUCAGUUUGAAGUCCCUCUGAACUUGUAUUCAGUAUAUGUAUUCAAUAAAAAUCUAUAUUCUCUUGUA